CCUCCAAUCACAUGACUCUUCAGGCACACUGGGUGAGAGUGUUUUUAUUUUGGGUUUUAUUUUGGGUUUUUUCUCUAUGGAUAGUACACUUUUAGCAUUGAAAAAAUAUUCCACUUGCGAGAUUGCAGAUGCACUCUUGAAAUUAGGUCAAGGGCCUUGGGCAGGAUAUAUUCCUGAUAUUGAGUUAUGGUCACCCAAGUACUGUGAAGGAGACACGCGUAUUGUCGGACCUGCCUUUACGGUGAAGAUGGUUGAAAAAAGCGAUACUUGUGCACCAACACCUUCAGAGCAUUUUGUGGAUGCGGCGCAUGAAGGAAGCAUUAUAGUGAUUUCGGCACCAUCAGAUGUGAAAAACGCAGUUUGGGGAGGCUUAAUGUCGGCCGGAGCGCAAAGUAGAGGUGUACAGGGAGUGAUUAUUGAUGGUCGGGUACGCGAUCUUGGUGAACAGCGCGAUAUGCAAUUCCCCGUGUUUGCUCGGUCACACUCUAUUUUGCCACAAAACGCCUUUGUACGACCUUCCGAAAUCCAGGUUCCAAUCACACUUGGCCCAACCUCUGUUCUACCUGGUGAUAUCAUGGUGGCCGAUCUGGACGGUGUGAUUUGUAUUCCAAAAAAGCUUGUGGGAGACGUCAUUUGUAACUGUGAGAAAUAUGUUGCCAUCGACGAUCAAUGUAUGAAGGCUCUCAAAGAAGGUCAUGGUGUACGAGAAACCUUUAAAAAGUAUCGAGGAAAUUGAAGUUUUAUUAUCAUAAAAAUACAAACAAAAAAAAGUA
Molecule: messenger RNA, 773 nt
Organism: Mucor mucedo
Lineage: Eukaryota; Fungi; Mucoromycota; Mucoromycetes; Mucorales; Mucoraceae
Product: RraA-like protein
Exons: 5
Coding region: 77-736 (219 amino acids)
Source: RefSeq, a predicted model, not a curated record